AUGCGGAUUAAGUUUUUCAUUAUUCAACUUGUAGCUUUCCUGCUAUUGACUCAACUUCAUCAAACCGAGUCCUUUGCAAUACUUGCUACACUUCUCAGUGCCGUGAAAUUCAGUGGAAAUUGGUGCCUUACCGCGUUCACUGGUUUUCUCGGUUUCCACGGAUCGGAAAUGCUUUUUUCCCUUAUGCGUGGCGAUCGUGACAAAUUCGCGGAUUUACAAAAAGAUAUGCGAGAAGGUUUCGAGAAAAUCAACAACGAAAUUGCCACGUCGUCUGAAGUUAUUGUAAAUCGUUUAACAACACAAAUUUACGCCAACGGUGAAUUCAAUAGGAUUUUCCAACGCAUCGAGGAUUAUUUGUUGCUUAUUACGACCCAAUUUAAGAACUUACAAAAGUUACUGGAUCGCAAAGAUGACUUCCAGAAUGAUACGUUGUACAAAUCAGUUGACUAUUUGACUUCUGGGCACGAAGGAACUGUUCAAAGCGCAAUGUACAAAUUGGAUUCGAUCAUCAAUGAACGUUCUAUUUCAUCCCAGCUGUCAAAAGGAGCAAUUAUGGCAAUUAUUAACUAUCUCAAUGCCCAGCAUGAGGUCAAACAUUGCGACUUCAUCACUGCACCUUCUGAAGUUCUCUACGUUUUUCUUCACUACUUGACGAUGAUUCAUCUCAAGGGAAUGGUUACCAUCCAAGAAGCCUACAACCUACUGGCUCAUAUCAGUAAAAAGGAGGUUCACCACUACUCAGCCGAAUACCAACGGGUAGAACGUGACACAAUUGAUCAUAUCAACAAUUUAAUGAGUCACAUGGACAAGCUGGGCGAUUUAUCGCCAUAUUCUUACGCUUGUAUGCCAAAAAGCUAUGUGGAAAACAAACAUUAUGUUAAAUUUGAAAAAUUCUUACCACUUUACAUCGCAUUUGAAUAUGGCAUGGAACAUUUUUACAAAACACGAACGCUUCAAGCGACCUCGUGGUGUUCGGAAACUUGCGAUUUUUACGAUAUGGGCUAUUUCGCUCCCAAUCCAAAACAAAAACUUCGCAUAAACACCGUCAAUACUUGCUGGGGCAUGAUCCGAAAUUGCAAAAUCUCUGGACUGACAGAUCCGGUGUGCAUGCAACCCUCAAAUUCCACAGUUUUAUACAGGAAAGAUCAUUCUAAAUGUACAUUGAAGGCUGAAACCCGUUCAUCUUUAUACAACUUUUAUAAAUGUGAUUCUUGUCAAUGUUCUUGUGAUUCACAUAUUGGCGAAAAUUACAUCUACAAGAAGCCGAUGAUGGCCAAGGAUAAUAAAGUUGUCACUGGAGUGCGGUUUGAAAAGAAAAAUAACGCAAUUUUUGUCAAUAUUGAAACUUCAAGCGUGUUACCAUUCGCCUUUGGAAACAAUAACGACGCUGAAUGGGAAUCAGGACCAAAUUUAGAUGAAAAUAUAUCAAGCAAUCGUGACAUAUAUUUCAAGAUGCAUCAUUGGUGUCGUCAUAUUGCGUUAAGUGAUGUCCGAGUUGCUCGUGAUGAAGUUGUCGUUGGGGUUCAAUUGGCUCCAGUCCCUGGUAAACGAUGCGUUUUGGCUCUACGAGUAUUUGGAAGGCAGAUUAACAUGUUAAGUGGCAAAUUUACAAGCGAUGGAAUUCAUAUCUACGAACCAAAGAUUGACAAAUCCCCUGAAAUAAUCGACAUGGAAAAUUUAAUUGGUGGCGUUGACGCAAAGGCACAACAAGUGACAACAUCGCAAAAUGGCUCAACAUUGAUUAAAAUCUCACAUUCCGCAAUUGGAGACCAUUUGGGUCAAAAUACACUUCCUUACUUCGAUUCGCAACCAGUCUUGUCAAGUCCUCGAAUGAUGCAAGCCGGUGUAGGUCUUUUUUAUCGAACCACUGAAAAAUAUGGGGGAUAUUUGGCACCUCGAAUGAUGGCUUUCAAUACUUGGGACUACUUGAAAGAUAUCGAAAAGAAGCCAGAAAUAGUCAGAAAUCAACUAGAAAACGAUGCAAAAGAUGUACAAAAACUCGCACAAAAAUCAUUGUUAGACUAUAAGAAUUAAAAAAGUCGAAAAAUUGUAACGGUCAAAUAAAUUUGAAACA
Molecule: messenger RNA, 2074 nt
Organism: Culicoides brevitarsis
Lineage: Eukaryota; Metazoa; Arthropoda; Insecta; Diptera; Ceratopogonidae
Exons: 3
Coding region: 1-2034 (677 amino acids)
Source: RefSeq, a predicted model, not a curated record